Messenger RNA from Gregarina niphandrodes, 5253 nucleotides. RefSeq names its product bromodomain domain protein. Lineage: Eukaryota; Apicomplexa; Conoidasida; Eugregarinorida; Gregarinidae. Gene Ontology annotation, molecular function: histone H3 acetyltransferase activity; protein binding. Gene Ontology annotation, biological process: positive regulation of transcription by RNA polymerase II; chromatin remodeling. The record is from RefSeq and is a predicted model, not a curated record. The transcript is spliced from 3 exons. Gene Ontology annotation, cellular component: histone acetyltransferase complex. Bases 1 to 5253 code for a protein of 1750 amino acids.
AUGCGUAAAUAUUUGCGACACCUCAUAGCAGCGGAACUCUUCGGCAAGGUCGAGUCCGCUAUGAUUCUACAGAAAACCUUAGACUUGUAUAUUACACUCUGCGACCGCGGCUGGGAACGGUACCCGCUGGCUUGCAGUAAAUCUCUAUCUCAUUAUUCAGUGUUAUACCCGUUGAGCCCGGUGUAUCAGCUCAAGUGUCAGUUAUUAUUAGUAGCGCUGGAGUGUCAUGUGGUGUCAUUGUCUGUGGGACGCAACUUCCUAACUGCGAACUUCUUCAAGAACUUUAUUUUCGGGUAUGUGAAGAAGUAUAAGUCGAAGGACGUGACGGUGCACCUGGACAAGUUUUUCGAACGGUUGAAGAUUCGCGUUUUGUCCGAAUUUAUUCGAUUGCGAUUGCACAAGAGCACUGAGGCGCCGAGCGGAAAUCAGCCGCCGCCUGCGACGGCGGAGGAGCCGGUGGUGAAUGUGCGCGAGUUGGAUGACAACUUGGUACCGGAGCAAUUGCAGUUACAUCCGUACCGCGGGCACCCGACGUUGGACGUGGAGGAAUUCGUGUCGGACCUGGAGGGAUUCGAACGCGCGUACGUUGGCGGCGUCGGUUGCGGCUUGGUCAUUGUGGCGCUAUGGUACGAGUUGCAGCGCAAGACGGGGCAAUUGGAGGUGGUGAAGUUGCGGUUGGACGAGCACGCGUUGUCUGCGCCCAAGUUGAUUGACAACAACAUGUUUAGUUACUACUUUCCAGCAGUGGGAGCUGUGCCUGCUAUCAUCACGGCGUUGCUGAACGGCCCGCAGUGGAUGAACCUCGGACCAAGUGACGAGGGAGAUGCGCGUUCGGAGGUGCGUAAGGCGCUGUUGCAGAGCUCGAACGUGUCGCAGUUCCUGGACCAGCUUGGCUUCGACGUCGCAGCGAUGCGGGGCAACCCGGUAGAGUUGAUUGUCAAGGACAACAAACUGGCCGUCGGCUACGGCUACGUGGGCAAUGCACCGCUCCCGCUCUACGGAGGGCGCGGCACGCUCUUCACUUCCUUACACAAGCAAGCCACGGCCAGUUGGGCGGCGCUCACACCAGAACAGCGCGCGGCCAUGGCCUCAGACAGCAGCAACAUGGAGCAGCUGGUUGCCAGUACGCCCACAGCGCAUCGUGUGCAGGUUGCGGCUCUGGGAGGUGCCGUGGCGGAGUGGGUUGUAAAUGUGAUUUGUUGGCACGCGCUGAAACAGUGCGUGACGCUUUCCGAAUUUGUCCCCAAAGUUAAGUACCAUAAGACGCCCGUAAGUAAGGAUCACGCCGUUUGCAACGUGUGGCUGGACAGUCUGAAGAAAGAAAGCCUCCGCGCCGACCUAUUGCGGCUACCUUUCACCUCCAAACUGCCCGAAUCGGGUACCGUCGGCUGUGUGUGGCCAGCCAAGCUGCUGAUGCGCACCUACGAAGACGCGGCGGUUUGCGAAGACGUUGUCGCCAUAAAGCCCAAUGCCCACGCCGUCUCCUUCGUCACGCUGCGGGACCAGAGCGUGACGAAGAAGACAAGCAUGACGCUACCGCGUGUCCUCGGCGUUACUGUGCCUUCACAGCGCGUGUUCGCUAACGGCGAAAACUGCAAACUGCUCGGAACGGCCUUCGGUCACGAAGAUUUGUUGUUGCUUUCCAGCGCUUGCAGCGACACGGUGCGCAAUCAGUUCGCGCCGACAACGAAGCAGCCCACUGCGGAACCCGCUCCGGUCCCCACCGACUCAGGCGACAGCCAGAACGCCCGGGCCACUCCCAUGCUGUGGAUACGGCCCUCGGAAGACUCCUUUUUCAUCGGGCGGCUGCAGCGCUUCCAGAGUCUUGCGAUGUGGAUGAACCAACUCGCGCGCGACACGUGUGUGCGCGCGCAGCUGGAGGCAGCCAAGGCGCUCUCCGCGCUUGCCGCGGAGCACGUAAGCGCCUUCGACACUCUGGUCUCAGCCGCCUUCAACGUCCGCCUACACCCAAAUGUGCGCAAGGUCUGCGUGCAUGGCAUUGCGAACGCAGUCGGGAGUGUAAUUGCCAACGACCAUGUUGAGAAAGUUAUCGUUGGGAGACUGCUCCCCCUCUUUCAGGAAAGUAUGUGUCCCGGCCUCAUCAAUAACGAUCCCAUGCCGCCGGUCUACAGUUCUUUGGCUUUCGAGCAACUGCGCGACUUGUACACUGUUGUCAGUCAACUACGGAAUAAUGUUAACGAGACGCCGUCUUCCGUCUGGGACUUUUACAUCCACUGUCUCUCGCGCUGGCCCUUCCCCGUGGACGUGCGGCUGGGAACGCAGUUCAGUUGCGAAACGUUUGCACCCGCCACACUUGACGAAACGCUGCCACUGCACAUGUUGGUCGCCGAGCUGAUUGCCUCGUUGCCGAACCUGACGUUUCCGGCGCCGCCUGAGAACUCGGCGCUCUUCAACAUCCGCUCGUGGUGCGACAGCCGGACGCACCAGAUCUUUCUGUCGGUAUACACGCGUGCGGAAAUGGAGAAGAAACUGCCUACGGGUGAUCGCGAAGUGACCAAGGCGUACCUGGCGGCACUCAGCCGGAUCCCUGCCUUCCAGAUUCUGGCGAGAUGCAAGGCGCUGGAGCGCUCGGUGCCGUUGGACCCCCUCUUCUCCUACCUGCCCGUUUCCCGACCCGUGCCAGCUAGUCUGGCGGCGGAGCUGCCGCUGCCCGACCUGGCGACGGACAAGAACUCCUGGCUGUAUCUGCGCCGUUACCGUGACCGGGCGCUGCACCACGUGGACCCCAUGUCCCAGUGGGGCGUGGCCAUCCAGCACGUCUCGCAACAGAUCUGCAAUUCGCUCAACUACAGCGACUUCACCGUGCAGGCCAAGGCCAUGCACUGCACGCUCAGCCUCAUCCUGCAGGGCCGUCUCAUCCCGCCGCUUUGGGUCAUGGACUUUCCGACGCACACACCCCUCGCCCUGACCCAUCUAAUCGUGGAACACACACCUCUCGGCUGCAUAUGGAUCGACAACCCCGUCACUCAGGAAGCCGUCCGCCGUCUCGGCCUAGGCGUCCUCCACUGUGUUCGCCUCCUCACCGCCCUCGAAAUACUCCUCCCCUUCAGCAACGACGCUGGCCUUCUCGUCGCCUCCUGGGCCGCCUUCCUCGAGUGCCUCCAACACGCCGCACGCGACUGUCCACUCUCCCUCCUCCCCUGGGUCCUCGACACCGGCCACCUCCCGGUCGCCACUGCUGUCGCCGCCACCAAGGAAAAGAAGAAGAAAAAACCGCACGCCACCAAUCGCCAUCCUCAAGAUCGCCAUCCUCAUGACCGCCAUCCACAGGACCGACACCCCAAGGAGUUUUCUCCGGACCCGAUGGGGGGCCCCGACGUGGGCGACGAGAUGCUUCGUCGCGAAGUCAUCGUGCCCGAAUUCCAGCCACAUGGACAACCGUCGGAAGACUACACCCAUCAGAACCACCUCGCCACAGACGGCUCAUUGGACAACCCGUCGGGUGUUUUGGCCGAGGCCUCGGCCGCUUCGCCGGCGGAUGACCUGGCGAACCAGGGGGCGGGAUUUGACGAAUCCUUCGACCAGUUUGACGAGUUCGGCGGCGGCUUCCCAGGGCCUGGGUACCCGGAAGCGGGGUACCCAGCGGCCGACUACCCCGCAGCUGACUACCCGGCCGGCGAUUACCCCGAGGGCGGGUUCCCAGAAACCACGCAGCUGGACCCCACCACGACCUCUAUGGACGAUAUGCUCAUGCAGGAGCUCGGCGACGCCGUCACGGGCCAAGAAUGGGAGACUGACCUGAUGGAGAAGGAGUUUGACGAGAUUGGGGAACAUUUUUCCGCUCCCCCGGACCAACUGAACACUGGAACUGAAUUGGACGGAAUUGACGACCUAGGACUCCCAACCGACUUUGGCGACGACCUCGGCCUGCCGGACGACUUGGGAAUGUUAGACGACUUGGGCGUAUCCGAGGGUAUGCGGGUAGACGACGUAUAUAUGCAGGACGGCAUGGUGCUGGACUUGGACCAAGAGCUGGUUGCCGCGGGGUUUGACGACGGAUUUCUCGCAGACCAACCCAACCCGGUCCGCCAGAGGGGAGUGGAGGACCCGCCCGAGACAAAUUUAGAUGGGAUGGACCAAGACGGGAUGGACAACGACGGGACUGGCCAAGCCGGACCGAGAAGAGAUACGGACCGUGAGGGUGCGGACCAAGGAGUCUUUGGGGGAGACGUGGCUGGCGGUUUCGGCGACGGAGGAGGUCGUUCUGGACGACUUAUGCCGGGCUCUACGUAUCGCAGCUCGCCGUAUAAUGGGGCCGAAGGCAGUGUCCUAAUUCCUGGGUCAAUUCCUGGGCCGAGUCCUGGCUCGGUGCCAGGAUCCGUGCCUGGGUCUAUUCCGGGAUCGGGGAGUCCAUUGCAUUCGAUACCCAUGCCGCCGGACAUGGUGGGUGAGGACCACCUGGAUGGUCCCGCGGCGGAAGGUCACAAGACUUCCAAACGGAAGCGAAAGACGAAGAACGCAAUUCCGAAGGACAUCCCUAUGAUUGUGCCGGUGACGGUGGAGGUAUACGAAAUAUUGUACAAAUACCUACACGCCGUAGUACCUUCGCUCUGCGCCAUUGCCGACCGGUUGGUCUACUACGUGCGUGAGGUGGUCUACUUUCUGUACGGCAUGGGUGUUAGUCCGGCCCUAAAGACCUGCUCCGAAGACGUGGGGGCGAACAUGCAACACUUUUCGGCGACCGGCCAACAAGAGGAGCUGGUGAAACUGCAAAAAUUCAUUCUCGCCAACUAUUACUGCCUCUCCCCAGCCACCACGGCCAAUGCUGCCAGCUGCAGCAAACAGGUCAGCCGCCUCGCUCGACAAGGCCUUCCGGUCCGCGCAAUCAGCUCUUACGACCGCGUCGAAAUCACUGCCUGGGCCUACUCCAAAUUCCAGAAGCAGUGGCCCCUACCAGUCCAAAUCGACUGGAAGACCCUCGCCAAACGCAUGGUCUCCUGUCUCAUCGAACACCCCUCGGGCCACUGGUUCGUCCACCCCGUCAACGCUAAAGCAAACCCGAACUACUAUAAAAUAAUUGAUUCUCCGAUGUGGCUAUUGAAGGCCGCGCAGAAACUGAAAAACAACGAGUACAGCUCGUUCGAUGAGUGGCGCAACGACAUCUUUACGAUCUUCAGGAACUGCAGAACGUACAACGCUCCAAUGACGCUCAUCCUGUUGGACUGCGACAUUCUCCAGUCCCUCAGUUACCAGCUGCUCCACUUCGCCACCCGGCUUCUGACCAGUUCCUAG